Messenger RNA from Ilyonectria robusta, 1824 nucleotides. RefSeq lists its product as uncharacterized. The transcript is spliced from 3 exons. Gene Ontology annotation, molecular function: myo-inositol:proton symporter activity. Gene Ontology annotation, biological process: transmembrane transport. Bases 1 to 1824 code for a protein of 607 amino acids. The record is from RefSeq and is a predicted model, not a curated record. NCBI's taxonomy places the organism in Eukaryota, Fungi, Ascomycota, Sordariomycetes, Hypocreales, Nectriaceae. Gene Ontology annotation, cellular component: membrane.
AUGGAGUCGGUGGAUGAGAUCUCGCGUCCUGAGGAUGCUGGUGGGAAGACCCCCGGCUCCAAGACGACAACUGCGUUGUUGCAGAACCCCCUCGCACACCUGAACCAUGACGAUAUCACUGCUGACGUCGAUGCCUUUGUCGUCGCUAAGGGCCUGCCCGACUACCGCGAUGUCUUUCGCAAGGGAGCACUCCUGGCCAAGGUUCACAACUCUCCCGAUGGAUUCGAGACUCUUCCUGAGCUAUCGGAAAACGACAAAGAGAUCCUCCGUUACGAGAAUGAACACCGUUGGUCUUCUCAGCCCAAGAUGCUCUACUUCCUCUGCGCCUUGUGCGCUGGUUGUGCCAUUGUGCAGGGCAUGGACCAGACCGUCAUCAACGGUGCCCAGUACUUCUACUUUAAAGAAUUUGAUAUCGGCGAAGAUCAGGCAUUGAUGCGGGGUCUCGUCAAUGGAGCCCCAUAUGCCUCUGCCGCUCUGAUCGGAUGCUGGUUGAACGCUCCGCUGAACCACUACUGGGGCCGCCGCGGCACCAUUGCCUUCUCAUGCUUCUUCGCUUUCGUGACUGCUAUCUGGCAGGCGGUUUCUCCUGGCUGGGUUUCACUCCUCAUCGCUCGUUUCGUCCUUGGCUUGGCUGUUGGCGCUAAAUCGAGUACCACACCUGUCUACGCUGCCGAGUGCGCUCCCCCGAACAUCCGUGGCGCUCUCACCAUGAUGUGGCAAAUGUGGACGGCUUUUGGAAUCAUGAUAGGGUUUGCAUCUUCUCUCGCCUUCCAGAAUGUGGAUUUCCUCGGGGAGACUUCUCAAUGGCGCUGGAUGAUAGGAUCAACGGCACUCCCACCUCUGGUCGUCGGUUGUCUUGUCUACCUCUUGCCGGAGAGCCCUCGUUGGUACAUGGAUAAGGGUGACUUUGAGCGAGCUUUUGUGUCCCUGCAAAAACUCCGUAGCAACGAUUUACAGGCGGCACGGGACAUGUACCUCGCAUGGAAGUUCCUUCAGGUCGAGGAGCAGACUAAGGAGGGCCGGAGCGUCCUCAAGGAGUUCUUCACUGUCCGACGAAACUGGAGAGCUGCGCAGUCUUCGUGGUUCUGCAUGUUGAUGCAACAGUUCUGUGGUGUGAACGUCAUUGCGUACUACAGUACCGAGAUUUUUAAGGGCGCUGGAUACUCGCGCUCGCAAGCGUUGCUCGUCUCGUUCGGUGGAGGCGUCAUCAACUGGCUCUUUGCUCUGCCCGCGAUUUGGACGAUUGACACAUUCGGACGUCGAAACCUCUUGCUGGUGACCUUCCCCAUGAUGAGCGCUUGUCUCUUCUGGACCGGACUGAACUUCAGCGUUGAGGCCGAACAAGUCCGCCUUGGCUUAUUGGCAACCAGCAUUUACAUCUUCAUGGCUGUUUACUCUCCAGGAAUGGGCCCCGUUCCAUUCACCUACAGCGCGGAGGCGUUCCCACUGCAUAUCCGAUCCUUAGGUAUGGCUUCGGCCACAUCCAUCACGUGGGCCUUCAACUUCCUGAUCAGCUUCACCUGGCCAAAAAUGAAGGAAACGUUUGGAGGACACAACGCUUUCUACUGGUACGCGACAUGGAACCUGGUGGGCUGGGUCUUUGCAUACUUCCUCCUGCCCGAGACCAAGGCGCUUACACUUGAGGAACUGGAUCUUGUCUUCAGCGUCCGAAACCGUGACCACGCGCGAUACUAUGCUCAGCGGUUGACUUGGUACUUCAGGCGGAUGCUUGGGCAGGACGUCGAUCCCAUGCCCCCUCUGUACCAGUUGGAAACAGAGUCGUCGGUGAUGGUGGCUGACUCAAAGGGCAGCACUGCGGAGUGA